Messenger RNA from Pygocentrus nattereri (red-bellied piranha), 1163 nucleotides. RefSeq lists its product as uncharacterized. The record is from RefSeq and is a predicted model, not a curated record. The transcript has 5 exons. Lineage: Eukaryota; Metazoa; Chordata; Actinopteri; Characiformes; Serrasalmidae. Bases 306 to 1001 code for a protein of 231 amino acids.
UAUAAAAGCAUCCGACUGACAUCUCUUCUAAUCCAAAGCUUUUAGAAAAACCUGCAACACAUCUCAGCAGCUGCAGUGAACAACAUGGUGCGUUGUGGAGUGCUGGUGGGACUUGUCCUGCUCUCCAUGCUCUCUCCUGGUGCCUGGGCUCAGAUUGCAAAUCUCCCAGACAUCAUCAGCUUUCUACAGGCAAAUCUGAGGUCAGGGAGGUGGUCUGUUUGUGAAGGUGCCACUGUCAUCUCGCACUCGCUGUCCGUCUCUGCAAAGCCUUCAACACAACAGCUCAGAAGCUACAGCCUCACAACAUGGUGUGUUGUGGAGUCCUGCUGGAAUUUGUCCUGUUCUCCCUGCUCUCUCCAGCAGCUUGUGCUGAGAUCGGAAACCUUAAAGAGAUCAUCAACUUCCUACAGACAACUUAUGGAGCUGGUGAAAAUCAGUUUGCUGUGGCCAUCAACGUUCCAGCUGAAAAGUGCUCUGCUGGUGUAACACCUGAUCAGAACUUCCUCCCGGAUGAUGGUGCACGGAAAGUCAUAGAUGCCAUGGAUGGCACUGCUAAAGUCUACAAAGGUCAAAGGCUGAUUGGCGCCAAACCAAAACCAAUCUCUAAUAACCCAAAUAUCAACUACCACUCUGAGUACCUUCUGCUGAUUCAGUCUAACCCACCAGCAACAUCUCCUGAUGAUCCACUCAUGAUGCAACUCCUGAACACAAACCCAGAUGGCUGUGUGGUUUUCUACACCUACAACUCCCCCUGUGUGAAAACCUGCUCAACACCCAAUAAGCGUUACAGCAUCAUCCCUGCACUCGACAUGUUUACGGACCAUAAAGGUCCUAAAGCGUUCGUUUUUGGCCAGGUUUGGAAACAUGAUGUAAACAAGGCUCAGUGGGAAACAAACAUGAGGGCGGUGAAUGGCAAAGUGCCGCUGUACCGCUGUAAUAAUGCCGGCUGUACUCUCUGUGUGGAUAACAAUGAUAAAAUUAAUACUCAGUGCACCUACUAGCAUUAUAGCUAAAAUAAGGCCAACCUAAUGCACUUUUAACUGCAUUCAUUAAAAAUGCUUUCAGCUAUAAGAGAUAAAAGUCAUGAGGUUCGUUUGUAAAAGCUUUAGUGAAUGCUCAAUAUGCUUUUACAUUUAUCAAUAAAUACUGCAUCAUUGAAUGAA